Oncorhynchus kisutch (coho salmon) is the source of this 6060-nucleotide messenger RNA. RefSeq names its product ubiquitin carboxyl-terminal hydrolase 47-like. The record is from RefSeq and is a predicted model, not a curated record. The coding region runs from base 213 to 4706 and encodes 1497 amino acids. Gene Ontology annotation, cellular component: cytosol; nucleus. The transcript is spliced from 12 exons. Gene Ontology annotation, biological process: protein deubiquitination. NCBI's taxonomy places the organism in Eukaryota, Metazoa, Chordata, Actinopteri, Salmoniformes, Salmonidae. Gene Ontology annotation, molecular function: cysteine-type deubiquitinase activity.
ACAUACGGAAUAGUCUACCUCACAAGGUUUUCUAAACUCAGCUUUCUGUCUAUUUUGAAGGUGUGUCUAUUUUGUAGGUUAGGCCUAUUUAAAUCGAAAGUGAAGUUUUGGAGAGAUUUAUUAGCUCUGCAGUCAAGUGUCUGUUCGUAUACAUGUACACUCUACUGAAAGCUGCUCAACAGUUAACGAAAACGUGAGGGAUUUAUGAUGCCAUGGAUUCAUUAUGCACAACAGACACAGGCUACCAUCCCCAUGGUUUGAUUAAUCAAGGGGCAACCUGUUAUUUGAACAGUGUGCUGCAGGUGUUCUUCAUGACCAAGGACUUCAGAGAGGCUGUUGAAAGUCAAGUAUUUCCUAAUGAUCAAGAACAAGAGACCAUUGAUCACAAGCUUAAAAGGCUGUUUCAGAAAUUAAAAGAAAAAGAAGCUGACACAAAGGACAUUUCUUGGACAUUGGACAUUCAAACCGUAUAUGAGCAACGUGACGCUGCUGAGUUUUUUGAGAAGAUUUUAAACACGGUCAAGAAUAAUGUGUCUAAGAUCUUCGAAGGACAAUUGUCGCACACUAUCUCCUGUGCAAAUAGUCAUAUUUCCAAUAUUGAACCUGGUCCAUUUUGGGUUCUGCCCCUCUCCAUGGACGUAACCUUAGGCCCUGGUCAAAGCUACAGUGUGAAUGACGGUUUUGAGGAGUUUUUUGAGAAAUCAACUAUCACUGGGGACAAGCUGUACUGUGCUAAAUGCAAUGAAGAAGUGGAAGCAACAACUGCAUGUAAGAUGGUACAUCACCCAGAGAUUCUGACUCUGCUACUCAAGAGGUUUGAGUUUGACUACCAUGGGAUGACAUAUGUCAAAGUCAACUGCUCUGUGGACGUUCCUCACAAAUUACAGACCGAGAAUGGGGCAUAUGAACUCUAUGCAAUUGUGGACCAUGAAGGAAGUCUAAGAAGUGGACAUUACACUGCUACAAUCAGGUCCUAUGAGGAUCAGAAGUGGUAUUUGUUUAAUGACAGCAACGUAAGCCCGAUCACAUUGGAACCAAACUUAAGAUCACAAAGUGCUUAUCUGCUUAUUUAUAGGACAUGUGGAUACAGACAAGAAGAGGAUAAGAGGUCAGUUGGAAACAGAGAGGAAGAUGGAAAGAGUGUAUGUGGAAAGAAAGAAAAAGAGGGAGAGAAGAAAUUGUCAGGUGGAAACAGAGACGAGGAGGGGAGCUCAUGGUCAAAGACAAGAGGAAAUGAAAAGGAUGCAGCUAAAAAGAGACCAAAAGUUGAAUGGAUUGUAAAUUCUAUAAAAUAUAUUUACUCAUGCAUAACAGCAAUUGGAUCAUUGAGAAAAAGAGGGGAAUAUAAAAUUGAUGCAGAUGAAAAUAAAGGAGAAGGGGGCAAAAGUACAGAUGGGGAGAAUGGAGAGGGAGGGAAGGAGAGGUCAGGUGCAAAGAGAGAAGAUGAUGAUAAAACGUCAGGUGAAAAAAGUACGGAAGAGGAUCAGAGGUCAGGUGGAAACAGCAAGGAAGAGAAUAAGAGGUCUUGUGAAAACAUUGACGAAGAUAAGAGGUCCGGUGGAAAUGGUAGAGAGGAUCAUAACAGGUCCAGUGGAAACAGAAGAGGAGAAGGUGUUAAGAGGUCAGGUGGAAACAGUCAGGAAGAGGAUAAGAGGUCAGGUGAAAACGGAGAAGAUGAUAAGAGGUCAGGUGGAAACAGAGAAAAAAAUGAUAAGAUGUCAGGUGAAAAAAGUAAGGAAGAGGAUCAGAGGUCAGGUGGAAACAGUGGAGAAGGUUAUAAGAGGUCAGGUGGAAACAGUAGUGAGGAUGAUGACAGGUCCGGUGGAAACAGAAGAGGAGAAUGUGAUAAGAGGCCAGGUGGAAACAGUAUGGAAAAGGAUAAGAGGUCAGGUGGAAACAGUGGAGAAGAUGAUAAGAUGUCAGGUGGAAACAGAGGAGGAGAAGGUUAUAAGAGGUCAGGUGGAAACAGUGUAGAAGUUGAUACAAGGUCAGGUGGAAACAGGUGUGAUGACAGGUCCGGUGGACACAGAAGAGGAGAAGGUGAUAAGAGGUCAGGUGGAAACAGUGAGGAAGAUGAUAAGAGGCCAGGUGGAAACAGAGGAGAAGAUGAUACAAGGUCAGAUGGAAACAGUAGUGAGGAUGAUGACAGGUCCGGUGGAAACAGAAGAGGAGAAGGUGAUAAGAGGUCAGGUGGAAACAGUAAGGAAGAGGAUAAGAGGCCAGGUGGAAACAGUGGGGAAGGGGAUAAGAGGCCAGGUGGAAACCAUGGAGAAUAUAAUAAGAGGUCAGGUGGAAACAGUAUAGAGGAUGAUACAAGGUCAGGUGGAAACAGUAGUGAGGAUGAUGACAGGUCUGGUGGAAACAGAAGAGGAGAAGGUGAUAAGAGGUCAGUUGGAAACAGUGGAGAAGAUGAUAAGAGGUCAGGUGGAAACAGAGAGGAAGAGAAUAAGAGGUCUUGUGGAAACAUUGAAGAAGAAAAGAGGUCCGUUGGAAACGGUAGAGAGGAUGAUGACAGGUCCGGUGGAAACAGAAGAGGAGAAGGUGAUAAGAGGUCAGGUGGAAACAGAGAAAAAGAUGACAAGAUGUCCGGUGAAAAAAGUAAGGAAGAGGAUCAGAGGUCAGGUGGAAACAGUAGUGAGGAUGAUAAUAGGUCUGGUGGAAACAGUAAGGAAGAGGAUCAGAGGUCAGGUGGAAACAGUAAGGAAGAGGAUCAGAGGUCAGGUGGAAACAGUGUAGAAGAUGGUACAAGGUCGGGUGGAAAUAGUAGUGAGGAUGAUGAAAGAUCCGGUGGAAACAGAAGAGGAGAAGGUGAUAAGAGGUCAGGUGGAAACAGUAGGGAAGAGGAUAGGCGGUCAGGUGGAAACAGUAGAGAGGAUGAUAAUAGGUCAGGUGGAAACAGUAUAGAUGUUGAUACAAGAUCAGGAGGAAACAGGUGUGAGGAUGAUGACAGGUCCGGUGGACAUAGAAGAGGAGAAGGUGAUAAGAGGUCAGGUGGAAACAGAGGAGGAGAAGGUGAUAAGAGGUCAGGUGGAAACAGUAAGGAAGAGGAUAAGAGGCCAGGUGGAAACCGUGGGAAAUAUAAUAAGAGGUCAGGUGGAAACAGUAUAGAGGAUGAUACAAGGUCAGGUGGAAACAGUAGUGAGGAUGAUGACAGGUCCGGUGGAAACAGAAGAGGAGAAGGUGUUAAGAGGUCAGGUGGAAACAGUAUAGAAGUUGAUACAAGGUCAGGUGGAAACAGUAGAGAGGAUCAUAACAGGUCCGGUGGAAACAGAAGAGGAGAAGGUGAUAAGAGGUCAGGUGGAAACAGUAGAGAGGAUGAUAAUAGGUCAGGUGGAAACAGUAUAGAUGUUGAUACAAGAUCAGGAGGAAGCAGGUGUGAGGAUGAUGACAGGUCCGGUGAACAUAGAAGAGGAGAAGGUGAUAAGAGGUCAGGUGGAAACAGAGGAGGAGAAGGUGUUAAGAGGUCAGGUGGAAACAGUAUAGAGGAUGAUACAAGGUCAGGUGGAAACAGUAGAGAGGAUGGUGACAGGUCCGGUGGAAACAGAAGAGGAGAAGGUGAUAAGAGGUCAGGUGGAAACAGUAAGGAAGAGGAUAAGAGGCCAGGUGGAAACAGUGGGGAAGGGGAUAAGAGGCCAGGUGGAAACCAUGGAGAAUAUAAUAAGAGGUCAGGUGGAAACAGUAUAGAGGAUGAUACAAGGUCAGGUGGAAACAGUAGAGAGGAUGGUGACAGGUCCGGUGGAAACAGAGGAGGAGAAGGUGAGAAGAGGUCAGGUGGAAACAGUCAGGAAGAUGAUAAGAGGUCAGGUGAAAACGGAGGAGAUGAUAAGAGGUCAGGUGGAAAAAGGAAGGAAGAGGAUCAGAGGUCAGGUGGAAACAGUAGUGAGGAUGAUAAUAGGUCAGGUGGAAACAAUGGAGAAGAUAAUAAGAGGUCAGGUGGAAACACAAGUGAGGAUGAUGACAGGUCCGGUGGAAACAGAAGAGGAGAAGGUGAUAAGAGGUCAGGUGGAAACAGUGAGGAAGAGGGUAAGAGGCCAGGUGGAAACAGUGGGGAAAAGGAUAAGAGGUCAGGUGGAAACAGUAGAGAAGAUUAUAAGAGGUCAGGUGGAAACAGAGAUGGUGAUAAGAUGUCAGGUGGAAACAGAGGAGGAGAAGGUUAUAAGAGGUCAGGUGGAAACAGUGUAGAAGUUGAUACAAGGUCAGGUGGAAACAGGUGUGAUGACAGGUCCGGUGGACACAGAAGAGGAGAAGUUGAUAAGAGGUCAGGUGAAAACAGUGAGGAAGAGGAUAAGAGGCCAGGUGGAAACAGUAGAGAAGAUAAUAAGAGGUCAGGUGGAAACAGUGAAGAAGAGGGUAAGAGGUCAGGUGGAAACAGAGGAGAAGAUUAUACAAGGUCAUAUGGAAACAGUAGUGAGGAUGAUGACAGGUCCGGUGGAAACCGAAGAGGAGAAGGUGAUAAGAGGUCAGGUGGAAACAGUAUAGAGGAUGUACAAGGUCAGGUGGAAACAGUAGUGAGGAUGAUGACAGGUCCGGUGGAAACAGAAGAGGAGAAGGUGAUAAGAGGCCAGGUGGAAACAGUGGGGAAGAGGAUAAGCGGUCAGGUGGAAACAGUAGAGAGGAUGAUAAUAGGUCAGGUGGAAACAGAGGAGAAGAUGAUACAAGAUCAGGAGGAAACAGGUGUGAGGAUGAUGACAGGUGGAAACAGAUGAGAAGAAGGUGAUAAGAGGUCCGGUGGAAACUGAUGGGGGAGAAGGGGUUUAGAGGUCAGGUGGAAACAGUAAGGAAGAGAAUAAGAGGUCAGGUGGAAACAGAGGAGAAGAUAAGUGGUCUUUUUUGGGGGCAAACCUGUGGCAAACCUGCAGUUUUGUGGAUAAUGUUAUGAUAACUAAAUAGUGUGACACAAAAUGUUGCCAGAAGUUUGCAAAUGUUUGCCACUAGUAGUGAAUCUGCGGCAAACUUUUGGCAACGGUAAUAUGUAUUGCCACUAGUGGCAAACAGUUCUCCAGAGGUUUUUUUCUUGCAAACAAUUCUCUUAAGAUUCUAUUUGAUUCUGUGGCAAACAUGUGGCAACAAUAUGUAUUGCCACUAGUGGCAAACAGUUUACCAGAAGCCAUUCUGGGUGAGCACACGAGUUCCAAGACCAGGAAUCGUUGAUGACCAAUCAUGGGGAUUACAAAAAUAGUUUGGAAAAUGGAAACCAAGUUAUCUAGCUCGCUACCUACCAAAGUCUGCCGCUACAAAUUCCUUUUUGUUACGUUAAUUAAACUUCCUAAUAAACUUUAAAAUUGUUAGCUGAUAAUUAUCACUGAGAAGAAUAUGAAAGUCAUACAGUCAAUGGCUCUGUAUUUCUACAUUGUUUAGAGGUCUACUCUAAGCAUGAGACACAUUUCAGCCAGCUUCCUGUUACAGUAUUACUACAUCCCAUACAUCCAGUACAUGCCAUUUGAUGUACACCUUGAUCUGAAAUACCAGUUUUGACAUGACAAUGAACACAGCAGGGGAGUUGGCUAAACACACAAACAUAUCUGGUACCAGGCUAGUCUACCACUGAGUCAAAUAAGAAACACUCUUUCCACAACAGAAGGAAGAAUUUGCCAGAUUAUAUAUAAUGCUGCUCCAUAGUAAAUGACUUGCUAGGUGUCAGUAAUUGCCUCUUACAUCAGAACACCUGACAAAGCCUGGCCUUUGACCCUACCCCUCCCUCUCCAGUACCAGGGGUACAGACCCCACUGUGGCUGCAGUCCUGGGGGUCAGUUCUGCUGUCUGUCUCCUGGCUGCCCUGAUGGUGGACUACAGGAGGUACCACUCCUGCAGUUGCACUCGACUCAAUGUGAUGUGAAUGACUGCUGAUGGAAAUUCAGAAUCCAUUAGGGAUUUUUUUGUUUGUUUAUUGUCUGAACUUAAAAUUAAUUUCAUGCAUGUUCAGAAAUUGUUGAGACUGUCAACAAGAUAUGUAUUGUUCGUUUCAGCCAUGUCUCUAAAGUGCCCCAAUUUUAAAGGGAUAGCUUCUUCAGGAGAUUAAUGAUUAUAGCAAUGACAUUAAUAAAUGAAGAUAUGCAUGUA